UCUCUCUCUCGCGGAGGUUAAACCGGUAAAUCUCCGGUCCUUGAAGAAGCGGGAAGUUUGAAAUAAGCUAACGGAAGCUAACGGCUAAAGGACUCCUUAGAAUAAACAACAGGUUAUAAAACAAACAAGUAAACAGAUGAUUGUUGUUAUGAUUGUUAUGAUCUCCAGUAGCUCUGAAGUCUCUCAGACUCUUUAUCUCUCAGUGUCUUCAGAUGAAUCAGCUCUCAUUAAAGCUUCUCUCAGCUCUCAUUAAACCCGGAUCAGAACCAGCAUGUGGUCCAGUCCGUCCUCCUCCUGCAGCUCAGAGCCCGGGGCGGUUCUGAUCCGCUCCACCAGGGUCCUGGUCCCGGAGCAGAGACCUGGUUCUGUCCGGAUCUCCGUCCAGAAGGUCCAGGAGGUCCAGGACCCUCCUCUGGUCCAGAAGAACCAGGAAAAAGCAGCUCGUCCUCGGGGAGCCGGACACCCUCAGACCGACAGACUGAAGAAACCUGGACCCCCCAAAGAGAACCGAGAGCCCAGAAGAAGACCUCCAGGGAGCGGGGACAGGAAGCUGAGCAGAGAGGCGGAGCAGCACGGUCGUGACCUGCUGACGUCUCGCUUCUCUGCCGGAGGACGAGGAGCCGUGCUCGCUGCUCUGAGACAACGCUCUCACAGCGCCCCCCCCAGGAGGGAGGUCAGAGUGCAGCUGCUGAACACAGGACAACUGGACUCCCAGCAUGCACCUGGGCCCAGCAGCUCCCAGCAUGCAGUGGGGCUCGAAGCUAAUCCUCUCGUGAAGACUCACUCAGAUCUGGAGACUCGAGUGUCUCGGCUGGCAGACGGAGUUCAGGAGAUGCUGCAGGCUGACAGGGGGCGUGGCCUGAGUCAGCUGACCCUGCAACAUCUGGAGACUCUGCACAGCCAACAGCUGCAGCAGCAGAGCCAGCUGCUGGAGUCGGCCCUCAGGAUGUUUACAGGCCACGCCCCCCUGACCUCUGACCUCGCAGCCUCAGGUCAGCCCACCUGUCUGCAGGUGACUCACCUGGACUCUGCAGAAAACAUCCUUAGCAACCAGCAGCAGAUCUCCACGGCAACCAGAGCUGCAGCAUCCUCCCUGGAGACGGUCGCUACGGCAACACCUGGCCGUGACCAACGACCAGAGCAGACCAGACCGGAUCCCAGAGGUCCUCCCAGGGUUCACCUGCACUCCUCGUCCUAUGAGAGCGUUCGGGCGGUGAGGAGAGCGAAUGAGACGCUGAGGGAGAUGAGCCGCCUGAAGACGGAGACGAAGACGCUGCUGAGGCAGCCAGAAGACUCUCUGAAAACCAGUACACCUGGACCAGACCAGCACCAGGACCAGCAGACUCAGACCCUCCAACCUGAGGACCAGAACCAACAGAACCCAGACCCUUUACAGUUCUGCCAGCCCCGGGCCAGACUCUCCCGGUCCAAGUCCCAUCAAUCCAUGUCCAAUGGAAGCACUCUCCAACAAGUCCAGUCCCAUCAAGGUCUUUUUAAACCAACCCAGUCCCAACAAAACCACCUACAGUCCUCACAAACCCAGGCCAGACACUCCCAGUCCCACCAUACCCAGUCCCAUCAUACCCAGUCCCAUCAUACCCAGUCCAAUCAAAGUCCUUCUCAACAAGUCCAGUCCCAAGAAAAAACAACUCUACCAAACCAGUUACCGUCCCAUCAGUCCUCCCAUCAGCCCCAGUCCUCCCAUCAGUCCUCCCAUCAGCCCCAGUCCUCCCAUCAGCCCCAGUCCACCCAUCAGUCCACCCAUCAGCCCUCCCAUCAGCCCCAGCCCUCCCAUCAGCCCCAGUCCUCCCAUCAGCCCCAGUCCACCCAUCAGUCCACCCAUCAGCCCUCCCAUCAGCCCCAGCCCUCCCAUCAGCCCCAGCCCUCCCAUCAGCCCCAGUCCACCCAUCAGUCCACCCAUCAGCCCUCCCAUCAGCCCCAGCCCUCCCAUCAGCCCCAGUCCUCCCAUCAGCCCCAGUCCACCCAUCAGUCCACCCAUCAGCCCUCCCAUCAGCCCCAGCCCUCCCAUCAGCCCCAGUCCUCCCAUCAGCCCCAGUCCACCCAUCAGCCCUCCCAUCAGUCCACCCAUCAGCCCUCCCAUCAGCCCCAGUCCUCCCAUCAGUCCUCCCAUCAGCCCCAGUCCUCCCAUCAGCCCCAGUCCUCCCAUCAGCCCCUCCCAGUCUGGAAGAGGCGGGUCCAGUCCCCGUUAGAGGAGGCGGGUCUGGUUCUGCGUCAGGUCCGCAGACAGAAGAAGAAUCUGGAGGAGAACCUUGAAGCUCUGCUGAGAACCAGAACCGGAGAAGUUCUGCACGACCAGCUGGAGGCGCUGGCUGCUAACAGAGACUCGACGCAGGAAGUCCGCAUCAAGAAGACGGUGGACGCCUGGAUCAACUCGCUGACCCGAGACAUCCAGGCCGAGAUGUACUCAGAAGAAGCUGCGAUGACAUCACAGCAGCAGGUUGCAGGUAGCUCCGCCCCCACAGGUAGGGCGAGGCCAGUGAGCGCGCUCAAAGGAACAGGAAGUCAGCCUGCAGGGGGGAGAGUGAGAACAGGAAGUCAGGCGGCGGGGACAGAAAGCAGAGCGCGGGGGGCGGAGCCUGAUGCUUCCUCAGGUGAGGCGUACCUGAGCCGUCUGUACGGCAGGGCGGCUUACGAGGGUCAGAGGCGGAGCCUGAAGAAAAGCCCCUACCUGCGCCUCAGCUCACCUGCCCCCCCGCCCAGCAGGAAGCCCCGCCCCCGGCUGCUGGAGACCGUCACAGGUGUGAAGGUGAAGUCCUGUAAGACUCAGACCUGUUUGGCUCCGCCCCUCACGCCAGCAACUGGACGACCUCAUGACAUCAUCAUCAGCCCCUCCCUCCUGACCUCAGGUGACCUCACACUGACCCCCGUCGCCAUGGCAAUCCCUCUAGGACGUCGCAGGAUGGACUCUUCUUCCAGGCGUGUCCCUGAGAGUCAACAGGAAGUGACAUCACCACCCAGAGCUCCUCCCCGAGAGGUUGCCGUAGGUGACGGAGUGCCUGAGCUGCAGGUGGAGGAGCCGCCGUCUACAGCUGAAGCUCCUCCUCUUCCUCCGUCUACAGCUGAAGCUCCUCCUGUUCCUCCGUCUACAGGUGAAGCUCCUCCUCUUCCUCCGUCUACAGGUGAAGCCCCUCCUCUUCCUCCUCCUGCUGAAACCUCAGAAGAAGAGGAGGAGGAGGAAGACAUAUUUCCUGGAACUCACUUCCUGUCUGUCGCUGACGUCGUCCAGCCGGAGGAGGGGAGUGCAGUGGGAGAGGAGGUCCUGCAGCUGGAGGGAGGCGCCCCCCCCCCCUUCGGACCAGUACCAGGGUCCAGUGUUCCCCCCAGAGCCUCUCCCCUCCCUCCCCCCCCAGGAAGAAGCCUCUCUACUGGGUCUACGGCUGCAGAGUGGGUGGAGCAGCAGCUGAUGUCCAGGAUGAUCUCAGAGAUGUACCGCCCCCCUCUCACUGACCCCGCCUACAACCUACCCACCGACCAAUCAGAGUGCGAGGAGCAGAGCUUCACCUCAGACACUGGUCUACAGCUGUGUGUGGUCUCUGGUGUCUCCGUGGACUCGGUUCUGGUCCGACAACUGGUCACUGAGGUUCUGAGCGAGCAGAUCGCCCUCCUGCUGGGGGAGAGAGACCCAGGGGAACCAGAACCAGAAACAAGACCAGAACCAGGAGCCGGUCCAGAACCCUGUCAGCAGGACUCCAGACCCCCUCUGGUUCUGACCCCUGCUCCGACCCCCCCGCUAAGCCCCGCCCCUUCCAGCAGAGAGACUCCACCUCUGGCCACGCCCCCUCCCUCUGAACCAACCAGCAUCCUGAGCCAAGAGUCCCCUCAGCCAAUCAUAGCGCCAGAGCCUGUAGCCACGCCCCCUUCCAGCCCAGAGCCCGCCCCCUCGGUAGGAAGUCCUGAAGCCCCGCCCCCUCCCGCCUGCGAAGAUGCUGAGCUGCCAUUGGACGAGGAGAGAGCCGAGGAGACACACCCACAUCUGGAGUCAGAAGCAGCAGGGGAGGAGCCUCCUCUCUCCCCCCCCUCCUCUCCCCACCUGUAGCUCCUCCCCCGCAUGUAGCUCCUCCCCCACAUGUAGCUCCGCCCCCUCCAGCUGCUCCUCAGUGACUGAAGCAGCGCUGAGACACAUCUCAGAGGGGGAG
Trematomus bernacchii (emerald rockcod) is the source of this 4157-nucleotide messenger RNA. Its product is annotated as KIAA0586 ortholog. The transcript is spliced from 21 exons. Bases 272 to 4057 code for a protein of 1261 amino acids. NCBI's taxonomy places the organism in Eukaryota, Metazoa, Chordata, Actinopteri, Perciformes, Nototheniidae. Gene Ontology annotation, biological process: smoothened signaling pathway. Gene Ontology annotation, cellular component: ciliary basal body; centriole. The record is from RefSeq and is a predicted model, not a curated record.